UCUACACCCACAGUUACGCACGGACGUACCCACGCAUUCACGCACACACACCCUGCGCGUGCCCUGCAGAUAGAGCCGUUCAUCCAGACGGUGGAGGAUCAUUUCUGAACUGCUGCUGGUACCGUCGCCAUGUCUCUGCCCGCCGCCUCCCGCCUGCUGAGGAGCGCGCUCCGGACCCAGCUCCACGCCGCCAACGUCGCCACCAAACCCGCCAAACACCCUGUGUCCACCGGGGAGCAGGCUUUUGCUAUGACAAUCCUGUUCACGGCCAUCCUGGGUCCGUCUGGCUGGGUCCUGGCCCACCUGGAGGACUACAAACAGAAGAAGUAAGAGGAGGAAGAGGAGGGGGGGGGGAUCAUUCCGGCCCAAAUGAAGAAGCAGACCUGAUGGCUAGUCUGCCCUCCAUCCGUCAUCCACGUCUCCUCCAGCUGCUGGGACGUGAUGCUGUUUUUGUUUUCUGAUUUGUUCUGCACUUCUGACCUGUGAACAUGUUCAUCUGUGAACCUGAUAACCUCUAAUCAAUAAACACACCUUCAGUACCAA
This is a messenger RNA of Cheilinus undulatus (humphead wrasse), 543 nucleotides long. RefSeq names its product cytochrome c oxidase subunit 8B, mitochondrial. The transcript is spliced from 2 exons. The coding region runs from base 130 to 330 and encodes 66 amino acids. The record is from RefSeq and is a predicted model, not a curated record. Gene Ontology annotation, cellular component: mitochondrion. Gene Ontology annotation, biological process: mitochondrial electron transport, cytochrome c to oxygen. Lineage: Eukaryota; Metazoa; Chordata; Actinopteri; Labriformes; Labridae.